AUGGAUCUACCCCGACAAUUAUUCAUGAUUCGCUUCGAAAGGGAGGAUGAGUACUUGGCGGCGUUGACAGGGGGUCAAUGGAGGGCUUUUGGGAGUUAUCUCAUGGUGAGAGCUUGGUCGCCGGAGUUUGAUCCCUUAAAAGAUGAUAUUGUUAUGACACCGGUUUGGAUCAGAUUGUCUAAUAUCCCAGUGAAUUUCUAUCAUCGUUUGAUUCUCAUGGGGAUUGCUAAAGGGUUGGGCACGCCAAUUCGAGUGGAUCUAACUACUCUGAAUGUUGAAAGAGCAAGGUUUACUAGAAUUUGUGUGGAAGUGAACCUCACAAAACCUUUGAAAGGGACUGUUCUAAUCAAUGGGGAGAGAUAUUUUGUAGCCUAUGAAGGUCUGUCUAAUAUUUGCUCAAAGUGUGGAAUUUAUGGUCAUUUGGUUCAUGGAUGUCCUAGGACUAUUGCGGAAAGAGUGGCUAACCUAGAUAUACAGGCAGCGUCACAACCAAGUACUAGACCAGUCACAAGACAAGAUCAGGCAGUGCAAGAAGAUGGAUUUAUUCCGGCAAGGGUUCAAAGAAGAGGAACACAGAUGAUGCCUCGACCGGUGGAGAACUUGAUCGGUGAAAACAGUGGGAAGGCAAACAGGAAAUCCCAAGAGACCCCACGAUUCAAGGAAGCCGGGAAUAUUUCGUUGGCUAACAAAUAUGGAAGUUUAGGAAUGGAUACGGCUCUGAGUGUAUCGCGGGAAGAUAUGGCGUCUGGUGAGGAAAAUAAGGAGAAUCAGAAUUCGAAUAUUGACAAACCCAAGAAUAAGGAAAUCUUGCAAGGGAAGUAA
Messenger RNA from Brassica napus (rape), 822 nucleotides. RefSeq lists its product as uncharacterized. NCBI's taxonomy places the organism in Eukaryota, Viridiplantae, Streptophyta, Magnoliopsida, Brassicales, Brassicaceae. The record is from RefSeq and is a predicted model, not a curated record. The transcript has a single exon. The coding region runs from base 1 to 822 and encodes 273 amino acids.